AUGGGAAGCAUUCAACAUCCCCAGUCGGCGACUACAGUCUUUCUAGACCAGCCACCCAGUUGCCUGGAGUUCUGUCCCGAGGCCCCAGACUAUUUCAUCGUGGGCACCUACCUUUUAUCAGAGAACAAAACUGAAGAUGGAGGAAUCGAGCAGUCCAAAACUGGGAGUCUACAACUAUGGAAAUUAGACCCUGUUAGCAAGACAUUAUCCCAAAUCCAACGAAUUGCCCUCCCAUACGCAGUCUUUGACCUGCAUUUCCACCCAAGACACAAGAACCUAUUCGCAAUUGCAAGCAGCGUGGGAUCAGUGGCUCUAUUCCAAGUAUCCAACUCCACCACCGGAGACGCAUCCGCAACUCCAACUCCAAGCAUCACCGAGAUAUGGACGAAACAAGUACACGAAGACCCCUCAAUCCCAGCCCUAUUUCUCGCCUGGGCACCGCAAAACUGGUUCCCGCAGCUCGCAGCCGAUGGCUUCGCCGUCACAUUCUCAGAUAGCCGGACAGCCGUCUUCGGGACAGAGGAGGACAUCCGCCAAGAACAGAGUGUAGCCGAAUGGGGUACAUACGAAGCCAAACAGAUGAUCGAAGUCUGGUUUGUCGCAUUGUCCACAAGCACCGGAAGCCCAACUGCGAAGUCCCCGAUCCCGUUCAUGUUCACGGGGAAUGACUUCGGCUCGCUACACACGCGCCGUUUCGAUAAUACCGCCGAGUUGGAUGAUCCGGACGAGCAUGUCUCGCCCAUGCUGCUCGAGCAUGAUGAUCGCGCCCGCCACCACACUGCUGGUGUCACUGCUAUCUUGCCUCUUGAUGUUCCCCUGGUCGAUGAUGCGCCGGUUCUUCUGACGGGGUGUUAUGAUGAGAGUCUUCGUGUGUACCAUGCUACGCGGAGGGGAGAGGUUCUCGCUGAGCAGGGGCUUGAGGGUGGGGUUUGGCGACUGCAGUUGUUGGAUACGACGAGGAUUCCGGCCGAGGAUGAUGCGUCGAAGGUAUCCGAGUACCGCUUUCUGGUGCUGGCGAGCUGUAUGCAUGCCGGGACGAGGCUUGUACGGGUUACGUGCAAGUACGAAGAUAGGGCUCCGAAUUGGGAGAUUGAGGUUCUGGCGAAGUUUACUGAACAUGAGAGUAUGAAUUAUGCUAGUGGCGUGUGGGAGGGUGGACAAGAUACUACUGAGAUAUUGUGCGUCUCGAGCAGUUUCUAUGAUCGCAGGCUCUGUGUCUGGACUGUUGAUCUAUAG
Penicillium roqueforti is the source of this 1236-nucleotide messenger RNA. RefSeq lists its product as uncharacterized. NCBI's taxonomy places the organism in Eukaryota, Fungi, Ascomycota, Eurotiomycetes, Eurotiales, Aspergillaceae. Gene Ontology annotation, molecular function: protein binding. The coding region runs from base 1 to 1236 and encodes 411 amino acids. The transcript has 2 exons. The record is from RefSeq and is a predicted model, not a curated record.